AUGUCUGAUGGACCCAAAUACAUCGUGAUCAACUUCAGGUUUGCUGUCUAUGCGAGUGAUGCAUCUCCGACUCUGCCGCACGAGAUCAUCGAACUAAUCGCCGACUUUCUAUGGGACGAGCCCGUACAGCUCGCCAGAUGCUGCCUCAUCUGCUGUGCCUGGUAUCACGCUGCAAAGCGUUAUCUCUCUCGGAGCGUGACCAUCCGAAGCACGAGAGCCCUGGGCGACCUUGGGCAUAUUCUUGUGUCCAAGGUCAAUCGACCGUAUGGCCGAUCACUCCGAUCACUCUACAUUUAUGAGAACGCCGAAGAGCCGUAUGCGCAUACAUUUUCUAUGCGUGUGUCCGGAUGCCUUCUCUCGAAGGUCGAGGAACUCUGUAUCUUCCGGCUAGACUGGGUUACAACGAGACCUCAUACAAGCUUUUUCACCUACCUCAACUCCUUUGGGACAGUCACUUCGUUAACUCUCUAUCAAUGUUGCUUUCGUCAUGCCGAGGUACUCCGGACUAUUGUUGAUGCUCUGCCUGGGCUUACAGACUUCGCCCUCGUCUCGAUCACGGUCCAUUCUGCACCUCAGGCUCUCGAUAGUAUAGGGGAGAACCUCCUGCCCUCUGCAAAGCGGAAGCUCCAAUCACUGCAGCUUUCCGGAUGUGUCAGCAGAGACUACGCCUCAGGGACUGCUCACAUCGAGUCGUUUCACCAAAGCGUGCUCAAUGUCUUGGCCUUCUACACGAACGUCAACACCCUGAUCCUGGACACGACCCAAUUCUUGUCGUUCUCACAUUUCCUGCAGUUCUUCUGUGCUUUCCCCGAACUCCAUAGGAUAUACUGUAGGAAAGUGCCAGAAUGGGAGCCUCCGUCUGACGAAGCCGUGUUGAAUGGAGUGGGAAAAGAUAUGAAAGCAUUCACCGAUGUCUUUCUUGGGGAGGUGUCUUCAGCCUUUGCUGCAGUAUUCUUCAAGCUGUUCGCGAAGCGGUGCUGCGAGCUGCGGACUUUUGAUAUCGUUCUCGUGGACGUACCCGGACCCGAAUUCCAAGCUGCCAUCGACAAGGUGCUGCGACAUUCUGGGGCAGUUCUUCGCGAUUUCAGAUGCCGAUACGAUCAAGAACAAUCACAGCUGGGUAUUACUCCCUCGCUCGUGUACAAUACCGCACUAGAACGUCUAGAUGUGACCUUCACUGUCGCGUCGUCACUGCGCACAUCAUGGAUCUACAAGACACUCCUAUCUCUGUUCACGCAGCUUAGGAGCCCGUGUCUGGAGCACAUGUCCAUUUGUUUCUCCUUACGAGAGCCAGGCGUCGACGCUGGUGUCAACCUCGACACAGAUAUGGAGACCACUUCCUUGGACAUCACCAUUUUUCACGCUGCAAUCUGUCACGAGAUAUUUUCCAGCCUACUCCCUGGGCGCGUACUCCUGCAAUUCACCCACAGGCAUCCUCGUAGCCCCUCAUUGGGUACGAGCCCGUUCGAUGCCAAGCCAACACCCUGUGAACUGUGCACGUCCAUCCAAUCGUUCGUGGUCCCCCUCUUCAUCCCAUGGCUAUCUCGUGGGGUUAUACAGAUCCACCUUCCCGAUGGAUCACUCAUCGUGGAUCCACCAUGCCUGGACAGCGGAACCCCGGAGGUUCGGUCGGACAACUCCCCCGAGUUCGAUCGCGCUGUCGUUCGCCCUGCGUUGGAUAGCAUCUAG
Messenger RNA from Fomitopsis serialis, 1689 nucleotides. RefSeq lists its product as uncharacterized. Bases 1 to 1689 code for a protein of 562 amino acids. The transcript is spliced from 3 exons. Gene Ontology annotation, molecular function: protein binding. Lineage: Eukaryota; Fungi; Basidiomycota; Agaricomycetes; Polyporales; Fomitopsidaceae. The record is from RefSeq and is a predicted model, not a curated record.